UGGCGGGUCAAAGAAGCUAUGCCCUUGCCACCUCGCAAUAAUUAUACGACUUAUGGUUGUGACACGUUGUCUGGAGUUCUAGUAGAAGGAACCACAGAAGGGAUAUCAAGAUUGACUGAACGCCAGGAGGUCAACACCUUGAUGCAUCUAACAACUUCUUCUCAAUUUUCUUCUCUUCCAAAAGUGAUCACCCAUUAGAAGAAAGGGCAUUUUGAUUCAUGCUAAUGUCUGCUUUUUGUACUCAUGAAUUGGCCUAGCAACCUUCUCAACUUAAUUAUAUCAUCAGUUCUUUAUAGAGGUUGCAUUUCCGCUGACCUGAUUACACGAGAGAGCUCAAUGAGAGAUGGUGAUCUGUUGAUCUCUGGUGGUGGGAAUUUUGCUCUUGGCUUCUUUGGCCCUGGCAAUCCUAGCCAUAGGUACUUAGGGUUAUGGUACAACACAAUUCCUGAGAAAACGGUCGUGUGGGUUGCCAACCGGGACAACCCCAUCAAAGAUACUUCAGGACGUCUCGGCAUCGACAAUCUGGGCAAUCUCAUACUCUACGACACUAAGAGAAGCAUCUCUGUUUGGGGCAGCAAUCUUUCGAUAUCGUCGGCGGCGAGUGAUUGCUUAGCUCAACUUUUGGAUUCGGGUAAUCUUGUUCUGUUUCAGGAUAGCAAGAAAAGUUCAAUCCUUUGGCAGAGUUUCGACCAUCCGACUGAUACUUUGCUCCCCUCCAUGAAACUUGGGCUCAACCGCACCAGUGGCCUAAAUAGAAUCCUUACGUCUUGGAAGUCUCCCGAUGACCCUGGUAUGGGAACGACUUAUUUCAUGAUCAACCCCCGUGGUUUCCCGCAAUUAACCUUGUACAAAAAUCACGUUCUGUUGAGCCGAGCAAGCCCCUCGAACGGAGUCAGAUUUAUACCUGCUCAUUCCUCAUGGUCUAACUUUAGCUUCAGAAUUGAUGCUGAUGAGGUCGUCCUGGUGUCAAAUACUUCGAACUCAUCUAUCUUGGUGAGGGAAGUGGUUCAAGAGUCCGGGAUCGUGCAACUGUUCAUAUGGGUCGAAAAUAAGAGUGAGUGGAUCAAUUUUUUAACCAGACCAGAUGAUCAAUGUGACUUCUAUGGGCAUUGCGGUGCCAAUGGAAACUGUAAUUCUGAUAGCACGGACCAAAAUGAGUGCAAGUGCCUACCCGGGUUUACCCCCAAGUCCCCGAACAAUUGGAGCAUGAAAGACAGUUCGGGUGGAUGUGUAAGGAAGAAUCCAGAAUUGGUUUGUCGGAACGGUGAAGGGUUUGCAAAAGUAGCCAAUGCAAAAGUGCCAGACGCUUCGGUCGCAUCUUUCUACAUGAAUAUAACUUUGAGGGAGUGCGAAAGUGAAUGCUUGAGGAAUUGUUCAUGCACGGCCUAUGCAGAUGCAGAUUUUACAAGCGGAGGAAGUGGAUGCUUGAUGUGGUACGGAGACCUGAUGGAUACAAGAGUGUUCUCAGGUAGAGGUCGAGACUUAUAUGUGCGCGUGGAUGCACAUGUACUAGCUGAGUUUCAGAAGAAAGGAUUUCUUUCGAGGAGAAAGGUGUUGGCAACCUUGAUAAUGUUAGUUACUGCUGCAGCAAUAAUCUCUCUUGCAGUGUCCAUUGUGCUCGUGAAAAAGAAAAGAAAAGGCUCUGCGGUUGGAAAGGAGCUAGAUGGAACUAUAAAAGAUCAAGUAUUACCCCUCUUUGAUAUCAGCACAAUUAGAGCUGCCACAGACAAUUUUGCCUCAACGAACAAGCUUGGACAAGGAGGAUUCGGUCCAGUCUACAAUGUACUAUACCAUGUCCUAACACUAAAAUCCUUUGAUCUCCCUAUCUGCUUUAGUCUCAGUUGUCCAAGAUGGUUGAGGUAUACCUAUGAGGUCAACAAAUGGGUCUCCUCAAGAAAGCCUGAACUAAAAAACAAGGAAGUAGCUGUGAAGAGAUUAUCGAAGAGUUCAGGACAAGGGAGCCAGGAAUUCAAGAACGAAGUCAUGCUUAUAGCCAAACUCCAACACAGGAAUCUCGUGAGGCUUUUGGGUUGUUGCAUCAGUCGAGACGAGAGGAUGCUAAUCUACGAGUACUUGCCCAACAAAAGUUUGGAUUGCUUCAUUUUCAAUGAAGCAAACAGGACAACCCUCGAUUGGGACCAACGUUUCAAAAUUAUUCUUGGAAUUGCCCGAGGAGUUUUGUAUCUUCACCAAGAUUCAAGACUUAAAAUCAUACAUCGAGAUCUCAAAGCAAGCAAUGUCCUCCUUGAUUCUGCGAUGAAUCCAAAAAUUUCUGAUUUUGGGAUGGCUAAAAUGUUUGGAGAAGACCAGAUCCAAGCAAACACCAACAGGGUGGUUGGAACAUACGGUUACAUGUCUCCAGAAUACGCAAUGCAAGGAUUAUACUCGAUCAAAUCCGAUGUUUUCAGCUUCGGUGUCUUGUUACUGGAAAUAGUCAGUGGCAAGAGGAACACUGAUUUCUACAAUGACAGUGCAUCUCUGAAUCUGAUAGCACAUGUUUGGAACUUAUGGAAAGAAGGAAAAGACUCAGAUAUAGUUGAUCCAUUGAUGGCCCAACCCUACAACUCAGGUCAGGUUUUGAGAAGCAUCCAAAUCGGCCUAUUGUGCCUGCAAGAACACGCGGCAGACCGACCAACCAUGAUGGACAUUGUCUUAAUGUUGGGUAACAAGGCAGUUCUUGCCUCUCCUACUAAGCCUGCAUUCGUUUGUAACCGAAGCGGCAACAUUCUCGACCUUCCACAGAUUGCAGGAGCUUCUGAGAAUGAGGUAACCAUAACUGACCUUGAGGGUCGAUGAUUGGACUCAAUGUGACCAUGGUUUCAUCAUCUUAUGCUUCAAAUAACAUAAAGCACUCCAAUGUAGCAAAAAAAGAAAUUUACUAUAGGUGAGCUCCUCAGAUGCUAAGAAGAUACCAGGUCAGCAUUGUGACUUCUGCAAAAAUAGAGUUCAACUAUCUAAAAAGCAGAACUCUAGGCAACAACUACUUGUAUGAGUAGAAUAGACAUUAGUGAUUGGAGAUACAGAUAAUGAAAGUUUCAAAUGAGUGUCAUAAUUUGUUCGGAAUUAGUGCUUGUUUGAACAAUUAAUCAUACUAGUACUCGCUCACUUGAUCCCAAUGACGAUUCUACCAUUCCGUGCCCGAAAAGUCGGACU
Molecule: messenger RNA, 3153 nt
Organism: Rhodamnia argentea
Lineage: Eukaryota; Viridiplantae; Streptophyta; Magnoliopsida; Myrtales; Myrtaceae
Product: G-type lectin S-receptor-like serine/threonine-protein kinase At1g11410
Exons: 7
Coding region: 244-2796 (850 amino acids)
Biological process (GO): recognition of pollen; protein phosphorylation
Molecular function (GO): protein serine/threonine kinase activity; ATP binding
Source: RefSeq, a predicted model, not a curated record